Microdochium trichocladiopsis is the source of this 1018-nucleotide messenger RNA. RefSeq lists its product as uncharacterized. The coding region runs from base 1 to 747 and encodes 248 amino acids. Lineage: Eukaryota; Fungi; Ascomycota; Sordariomycetes; Xylariales; Microdochiaceae. The record is from RefSeq and is a predicted model, not a curated record. Gene Ontology annotation, molecular function: acyltransferase activity, transferring groups other than amino-acyl groups. The transcript is spliced from 2 exons.
AUGGCAGAUAUGUCUCUUCCACCACCACCAGCGGUAGUGUCUCUAACCCAGGGCUACUCCGCACAUCCCAUCCUUCCCGCCGAUGUCCCAGAAAUAGCAGAAUUCCUUUGCGCCUCGAAGCUCAGUCUCGCCGUCAACAGGCUCCUGUACAAGGACUGGCCGGCCUUCAACGUCCAGAAGGCGCACUACACCGCAGCCUUGCGAGGGCGCGACCCAAACAACAAUGGGUGGAAAGUUGUCGAGGACGAAAGUGGUGUUGCUGUCGGGCAUUUAUUCUUGACGAAAUCCGACCCAUCAAGUCGCACGGACGGGAGCGGUGAUGCGGGCGGGACAGAGAGCGAGGACAAGGUUGCAGCAAGUGCAGGAGAGGUUCCAGGCGGCAUGGUGCCCGAGGUAUACAGGAUGGUGAUGGAGACGGUGAAGAACGUCGACGAGCAGAGUGCACUUGCGAAUGUUGAGCAUCUUCGACUCACGCACAUCUGGGUCACGCCCUCGCACCGUGGCCGUGGCAUCGGAACGAGUCUUAUAACGCUUUGCCAGAACAAAGCGAGGGAAACAUCUGGUGACGGUCGGCCAUUGUUCGUUUCAUGUGAGCCACAGCUCGAGCCUUUCCUAUCCGGCAAGUGUGGGUUUCAGCAUACCGGGCACGCGGAUAUGGAUCUUGCCAGCCACGCCCCGGUGUACUCGGGGUUCGGACCGUUCAGAUUGUUUGGGCUGAGGUGGGAUGCACCAAAGGAUGUGAACUAGGCUGUCCUUGCGUUGCAUGCCACGAAUCAGUGGCCAGAGCUUGUCUCCAACCGUUCAAAGGGCCGAAUCCACUGCUGGUCCGCAGAUGGAUAGUAUCUUGAGCGGCAUGGCUGCUGCAUAAAACAGUGCCUUUUGCUCGCGCAUGGGCUUUGCCUCGAAGCGGACUUCUGUGGUCGUGAAACCGAAUCGGUCUAUGAUGCGGAGUUAGUUUUGCACCAAUGCGUGUAGAUAUCUUCUAGCUAGCCAACAAGCAAACAUACUGCACUCUGAC